This is a messenger RNA of Chlamydomonas reinhardtii, 2196 nucleotides long. RefSeq lists its product as uncharacterized. Gene Ontology annotation, cellular component: membrane. Lineage: Eukaryota; Viridiplantae; Chlorophyta; Chlorophyceae; Chlamydomonadales; Chlamydomonadaceae. The record is from RefSeq and is a predicted model, not a curated record. The transcript has 14 exons. Bases 208 to 1632 code for a protein of 474 amino acids.
GCAGACGCUGCAGCGUAGAGUUGGCGUUGCAAACAUAUCGCGCGACGAGGGGAUCUUUGCCUCGAUACAUCUAAUACAACCCUCGAGAGCAACACCCGUUCCUCAACCGUCGGUCGCAAUAUUACGCUUGACGCAAUACACACCGUAAACAUGAGCUCGAUCGGGUCGCGCAGCGGGCAUGGGGUGAGACUGCUCGCGCUUCGCAGGAUGGGCCGGUCGACUGCGACUCCGGGCCUUUCUGCACUCGCUGCCAGCGGCCUCGGGAACUCCAGCUCGCUAUUGAUGCCGACGCAAAGCGAUGCAAGCGGACUGCUGGUGGAGUGGGGCGCUGCGGCGCGGCGAGCCAUUAGCACGUCGGCACCAUCGGCGAUGCGCGCGGGGGGCUUUCCGCGGGGCCCCGGCUCGGAAUACUACUUCCCGCUUCCGCCUCCCGCGCACAUCGGCAUCCUGAUUGUGCCCGAGAAAACCGCCUACGUGAUCGAGCGCUUCGGACGCUAUCGCGAGACGCUGGGGAGCGGGCUACACUUCCUGGUGCCGCUGGUGGACCGGGUGGCCUACGUGCACAGCCUCAAGGAAAUGGCCAUCCCCAUCAGCCAGCAGACCGCCAUCACAAAGGACAACGUCACCAUCACAAUCGACGGCGUGCUGUACGUCAAGGUGAUGGACGCCUUUAAGGCCUCGUACGGCGUUGACAACGCGCUGUAUGCGGUGGGGCAGCUGGCGCAGACCACCAUGCGCAGUUGUGUGUACGCGGUGGGGCAGCUGGCGCAGACCACCAUGCGCAGCGAGCUGGGCAAAAUCACACUGGACAAGACGUUUGAGGAGCGCGAGGCGCUGAACCACAACAUCGUGCGGACCAUCAAUGAGGCCGCGGAGGCGUGGGGGCUGCAGAUCCUGAGGUACGAGAUCAAGGACAUCAUGCCCCCGCGCGGUAUCGUGCAGGCCAUGGAGCUGCAGGCGGAGGCGGAGCGGCGCAAGCGCGCCUCCAUCCUGGAGUCGGAGGGCCUGAGGCAGAGCAAGAUCAACGUGGCGGAGGCGGACAAACAGCAGGUCAUCCUGGCCUCGGAGGCCUCGCGGCAGCAGUCCAUCAACUUGGCGCAGGGUGAGGCCGAGGCGCUGUACGCGACCGCCGAGGCCACGGCCCGCAGCCUGGGGGUGGUGAGUGCGGCGCUGCAGCGGAGCGGCGGAGAGCAGGCGGCGGCGCUGCGCGUGGCGGAGAAAUACCUGGAGGCGUUCCGGCAACUGGCCAAGGAGACCACCACCCUGGUAAUGCCCGCCAAUGCCUCAGACCCCUCCGGCAUGGUUGCGCAGGCAAUGGCCAUCUACAAGGCCGUGUCAACCUCCCCCGCCGGCGGCAGUAGCAGUGGCAGCAGCGGCGGCAGUAGCAGCGGCAGUGGCCGGGUGUCUGCGCUGCCGAAGCCGGGGCAGGGCUUCUCCACUUUCCAGUCGCCAUCAUCCGGUGGUUCCGACCAGCUGCCGCCGCUGGGCCGCGGCAGUAGCAGCAGCGGCCAGCAGGCGGGCGAGUCGGCAGUAGCAGCAGCCGACGGCAGCAGCAGCGGCAGCAACGGCAGUAGCGGGGAGCAGCAGCUUUUCGGCGAGGGACCCAACCCCGUGCUCUCGCGCAGGCACUGAGCUACAGUAUUUAGAUUGCAUUUGUUACACGCAGUCUAAAUGCUAAGCUAUGCGGCAUGCUUUGGAUACACGUGCGCCGUUGCUGGAUUGCCUCCGGUUGCUGGAUGGAUCUGGCGGUUUUGUGAUUGGGUUGGGUGAAAUGCGAAUUCCGGACCUGGGGGCAUACGACCAAUGCAGGUGGCCGAAGGUUGCUGAGGCGCAGGGCCCACAGUCCACGGCCUGUGAUUGAUUGCGAGUGGGUGAUGCUUGGCUCGGGGUUUGAAAGGGUUUUGGGUUUUGUGUCUGAGGCUAAGACUCUGAGCACAUGGGAACCAGGGGUCCCUGAUGGGAACGGAUUUCACAACUUGAAAAGAGGCUGUCCAAAACUCACGGAUUAAGGGGUCGGGGUUUGGGAUGCACGAGCUCGGGGCGUGCCAAUGUCGCCGGUGUGUGUGCCCUGGGCCUGCAAUGGGCAAGUGCGGGCGCGCUAGGCCCGCGAGGCGCGUGGGAGGCGGUUGAGGAACGGUAGAGGAACUCCCCAAAACCCCUCAGCCCAUCCCGGUCCGCCUGUAAUACCCAAAGACC